Messenger RNA from Vigna angularis (adzuki bean), 2630 nucleotides. RefSeq names its product actin-related protein 5. The coding region runs from base 266 to 2434 and encodes 722 amino acids. Gene Ontology annotation, cellular component: cytoplasm; Ino80 complex. NCBI's taxonomy places the organism in Eukaryota, Viridiplantae, Streptophyta, Magnoliopsida, Fabales, Fabaceae. The record is from RefSeq and is a predicted model, not a curated record. The transcript has 12 exons. Gene Ontology annotation, biological process: regulation of DNA-templated transcription.
UUUUGAUAAGAGAACACUUAAAUGUGCAUUUUUCAUAAUUUCAGGUUUUCCUGAAUUCUUCCCCUUUCUAACCUCCUAAGACGCUGAAGCAAAACAGUCAAUACAAUGGUGUGAUAGUGUUCAUCCACUGCUGCUCUUCCUCCACGCCGAUUCGCUUCUCCGUCCAUCGAACCAAACCGGUUCGGUUUAACCAACCGGUUCGGUGCUCUUCACUAGUUGCGCGCGCACACAAGAACCGAAAUCCAGCUCGAGAAACGAGUGCAUCAUGCCUUUUAUUUCCAGCAUUCAGCGUCAAACCGAUUUCAACCUCUUCGAUUCCAACACUCCCAUUGUCAUAGACAAUGGCGCCUCUUAUUUCCGCAUAGGUUGGGCCGGAGAGCCUGAACCUCGUGUUAUUUUUCGCAACAUUGUGCAAAGGCCACGCCAUAAAGUAACCGGGGAGACAGUCACCAUUGUGGGUGACCAUGAUCCUGCCUUACUGAAAUACUUUGACUGCACUCGCUCUGGGCCACGUUCUGCAUUUGACAAUAAUGUUGUGUACCAGUUUGAAACGAUGGAAUACAUUCUUGAUUUUGGAUUUGAUCGGAUGGGUGCAACUACUGAGAUUGAUCAUCCUGUCCUGAUCACCGAAUGUGUAUGCAACCCAGUUCAAUCUCGUAGUAAAAUGGCAGAACUUCUUUUUGAGACUUACGGAGUUCCAUCAAUUGCUUUUGGUGUUGACGUGGCAUUCAGCUACAAAUACAAUCAACAACAAGGAGUUUGUGCUAAAGACGGUCUUGCUUUGUGUCCUGGAUUCAACACAACCCAUGUGAUUCCGUUUGUAGACGGGGAGCCUGUGUAUGAAGGAUGCUGUCGUACUAAUGUUGGUGGAUUCCAUGUGACUAAUCAUUUGAAGCAACUCCUUUCACUUAAAUAUCCAUAUCAUUUGACUAGAUUUACAUGGGAAAAGGUUGAAGACCUGAAGAUGGAACAUUGUUACAUUGCAUCAAAUUAUGCCUCGGAAGCUAGGUUGUUUCAGAAAGAACCUGAGCAAGCCGAAGCAAAAAACAGAUGUUGGCAACUUCCUUGGGUUCCACCGCCUACUGAUGAGCCUCCUUCUGAGGAAGAAAUCGCAAGAAAGGCAGCAAUUAAAGAGAAACAAGGUCAAAGGCUUCGAGAAAUGGCUGAGGCGAAGAGGUCUUCUAAAAUUAAUGAACUGGAAAAUGAAUUGCAUGGUUUAGAGUUUCUUUUGCAUCAGCUUGAACAAGUGGAUGAGAGUGAGGUUCUAUCAUUCCUGUCAGAAACUGGCUAUGUCAAUAGGCAGGAGAUAGAGUCUGCACGAAAUAAAGUUAUGCAAUCAUUACGGAAAGCUAAAGGUGAACCAAAGAAUGAACAAGCUGAAGCUGAAAAGGACGAUCUUGGCACUAGCGAGAAGUAUUCUCUUAUAAAUAUUCCUGAUGACAUGUUGACUGAAGAACAGCUCAAUGAAAAGAAGAAACAGUUGUCACUCAAAUCUAUGGCUGAUGGGAGGCAGCGAUUAAAACAGAAGCGCUAUGAAGAGGAAUUGGAACGAGAGAGAAAACAACAGCUGGAGGAGGAGAAACGCCUAGAGAACCCGGACCUUUAUUUGGAGCAAUUGCAUGCUAAAUACAAAGACCUUUCAGAAAGAGUUGACCAACAAAAACGACUUAAGACAAACGGAGGCCAUUCAAAUGCAAAUAAUCUGUCCGGUGGUAUUGGCCGUGGUGAAAGACUGAAUGCUGCUCAGAGGGAAAGAAUGCGUCUCCUGACAACUGCAGCUUUUGACCGUGGUAAGGGUGAAGAUACAUUUGGUGCUAGAGAUGAAGAUUGGCAGCUUUACAAAUUGAUGAGCAAAGAUUAUGGUAACGAUGAUGAUGAAGAACCUGAUGAAGAUGAAACAGAGCUGGCCCGCAUCUCUUCUAGGCUACAGGACCUGGAUCCAACAUUUAUACCCAAGCUAGAAGCCGGUACCAGUCAACCUGCUGAGGUGCCACGUAUGCGUCCUCUGACCAAAGAAGAUUUCCAAAUUGUUCUUGGGGUCGAAAGAUUUAGAUGUCCUGAAAUACUAUUUAAUCCAAACUGGAUUGGGGUUGAUCAGGUAGGAUUAGACGAGAUGGCUGGGGUCUCAAUAAGGAGGUUACCAUACAAGGAUGAAACCUUGGAACAGAGGCUGACUAGUUCCAUACUUGUUACUGGUGGAAGUUCUCUUUUCCCUGGUAUAGUUGAACGUCUGGAAGCUGGAAUUCGGAUGAUUAGACCACGUGGCUCACCUAUAAAAAUAGUAAGAGCAUUGGAUCCAGUCAUGGAUGCAUGGCGUGGGGCUGCUACCUUCGCCUCAGACUCACAGUUCCAUAUGCAAACUUUCAAUAGACAGGAUUAUUAUGAAAAGGGUGAAGAUUGGCUUCGCAGGUAUCAACUGCGGUAUACAUUGUAAUUGGUCACAUUAUAGGACUGUACAUUGUGUACAAUUUUCGACCAUUGUUUAGAAAGUAUUCUCAUGUAGUAUGAUAUGUUGUCUUGCUUCUUGUUGAAUCAGAACAUCAACAAAAGCACAGUGUUACACAGCAAUAGCUAAUAUUUUUAAUCCAGUGAAUAGCAUAUUCAUUGCUGUUUGCUCUUUUACGUUGGAA